AUGACUUCUUUUGGAAAAUAUGUCAGUAAUUUUGUUAAAACUGCAGUUUCAUCUAUAUCACCUAAUAAAAUAAUAUCGUACACCAUAAGUCAAUAUGAAUCCGAAUAUCAAGACUGUGAACGACUUCUACAAGAAAAAUCAAUUUAUUACUUUUACAAAGUGGCAAACCAUUUUGAUAUGGUGUAUUUGCCCGGACUGGUUGGCAGCUCAGGUAGUGGUGAAAAUAUACAUGCUUACAGCUUAUUCCGAUUCCAAGGUGAAGAGGAGGCAGGUGUUGCUAUGUUUUCACGAUUCAUGGAGGUCCUUGAUCCUCUGCAUUUGGCCUGCAUAAGCGUGGGUUUAACUAUCGAUCGUACUUGUUUAGAGAAAAUAACUACUUACUCUCGAAACAACUAUGGUUGGGGAGCUGCUCACGUGGCUGCAGCAAUUUCCUGGCGCGAGCUCUUUCUUGGUGAACCUGUUAGAAGGCUUUUGAAUGAAUAUGAUCCUAUCUCCGGUCUAACUCCAUUAAGAAUUGCUAUAAAGGAAAAAGAUGAAGAAACUGUCCGCUUUUUGGUAACUUUGGACAAUAUUACUGCAUUUGAAAGCGAUGGAGAUGGGAAUACUGUGGUCCAUUUGGCUGCUGAACACGCUUCCAAGAGAAUUUUAUGUCUUUUUCGAUUUGUUUUAUCUCUCCGUCUCUUCUUUCCUUGCAUACACAACAGAUGUGUAGAUCUACUGUUUGCAAACUGUCCACGUUGUAUCAAUCUGCCAGAUUUAAUAAACCAUAACACGCCAAUUCAUUUGACGCGUAAUUUCAAAAUAUUUGAAAGAUUAUGUGAUCUUGGAGCAAAUUUAGAUGCACGUAAUGAUAUGGGACUUACUGUUCUACACAUGAAAGUCCGUGAUAACAAUUUCGAAGAAGUCCUAGCUUUAUUAAUCAAUGGUGCAGAUCCAAAUCUGUGUGAUAUUGACGGAGCAACUCCUUUGCAUUACGCAAUUAUUUAUAACACAUCGAUUCACGUGAUUCGUGCUCUAUUGGCAUUCGAAGCUGAUCCAUGCGCUGUAAAUAACAAUCAGCAUAGCUGUCGACACUUACUUUGUCGUGAUUCUGAAAGAUAUAUACAUUCAGAUGAACGAGAUUUAGCUUUGUAUACUCUGGAUGCAGUAGGUGCUGGUCGAUGUCCUCCAGGUACUGUGAACUGUACAGCAGGUUGUAUGGAUUUGGAAAGUGCUAGGAAAUCUAAUGUCAAUGUAUUCAAUGGUACUCCUCCAGAAGUAGUUCAUCAUUUAGUGGAUCUUGCACGUGAAUCAAUUGAAGAGAUUCUCUUGUCAGCGAAUUCAUUGAAUCUCAGUCGCCUGCAUUCAUUGAGUCAAAUGUCAAAACUGCAUGGUGUAAAUAAUUAUUCCAAUUCUGGCAGUAAAUUGAAUACUAGUAAAUAUUCACGUUCGCUUACUUGUCAACUGAGAAACUCCGAUGAUAGUAAUGAUAGUGGUAACCAGGGUAAAUGUCGAACAAAAGUUCCAAAGUUACAAAGGCGAUUCUCAUUAUGUUCAAAUUUUCAUCAACAAAUGGAGUCUUCUUCAAAUGCUACAUUUCAACCACCUGUUUUCAGUAUCCCCUCUGAUUCAGAAAGUGAACUAACUUCGAAUACGCAUUUCGGUGAAAAAUUAGACUAUAACAGUUUUGCUGAUAUAACAGAGACUGUAAAUCAGUUACCUGUCAAUACACAUGUUAAUGGAGUACAUCUACCAGACACAACAUGCAAGUUUAAACCGAAAAAGUGUACAUGUGAUCGUUCAUUUUUAUCUAAAGAUAAUGAAACACCUACAAGUAUGGAUACAAUGUCGUCAUCAGUUGGCGAAUCAUUGAAUUCAACAACAAACACGCCUAAUCAUCAUUUGAAUGGGGAUACAGAAGUCAUUGAUAUAUCAAGCGAUGAAGACGAAUCAAAUAAAUCAGUCAAUGGAAAUGAAUGGUCUCAUCUACUUACAGGCGGUGUUGGUGGUGUUGGUGGUGAUGGGGAUGGGGAUAAUAGUUAUCCGAAUUUUUCGGGAAAUCGAACACGCGUUAAACGAUGCAGUAAAUGGAGUUGUGGACCAAGAGGUUAUCGUGUUCUAUCACUCGAUGGUGGCGGGAUUCGUGGACUGAUUAUUGUACAGAUACUUCGAGCUUUAGAAAUUGCCAGCGGGAAAAAAGUUACAGAAUUGUUUGAUUGGAUCAUUGGCACAUCGACUGGUGCAGCAAUAUCAUUAUUCAUGACAUGCGGUAAAUGUCUACCCUGUUGUCGUAGUCUACUAUUCCGAUUUAAAGAUCUUGUAUUCUGUGGAAAACGACCGUAUCCAUCUGAAGCGUUAGAAACACUAAUGCGUUAUGAAUUUGGUGAAAACACUGUUAUGACGGAUUUAAAACACAUCAGGGUUGCUGUGACUACACUUGUCAGUGAUCGAUGCCCGCCAUUGUUGCACAUGUUUCGAAAUUACAAGUCUCCUCGUGCUCGUAUACAACACAUUAUGGAGACACGUCAAUGUCGAACGAAAUCCUUUGCAUAUCCAUCGAGAAGUAAAAAAAAUAAUGGGUUCACGCAUCGUCGUUCUACUUCAGUUGUUCAAGAAUCCUCAGAUCGUGAAGCUCAAUCCCCGAAAUCUUCGUCUCUUUCAACUUCUCAUUCCAUUUUAAACUUUUUUAUGAAUGCCCAAGGUCUUUUAACAGGCAAUGAAACCAAUACUGGCCUUUCCACUUCUGAUGUAGGAUCGGGCGAUCAAUUUGAACGUAUUCCUCCGGAUAAUGAGCAACUGGUUUGGAAAGCUGCUCGUGCUUCGGGUGCUGCACCGACAUACUUUCGGCCUUGUGGUCGUUUUCUGGAUGGUGGAUUGAUUUCAAACAAUCCAACGCUGGAUAUUUUAACAGAAAUCCAAGAACUGCAUCUUCUGCAACGUUUAGAAAAUAAACCUAUAACUCCAAUAGCUGUAGUUGUUUCCCUGGGAACUGGUCGAAUGCCUGUUAUACCUGUAGAAACAGUGGAUGUGUUUCGUCCACAGAAUAUUAUGGAAACCUAUCGAUCUGUUCUUGGUUUCAGUUUUCUUGGUCGUAUACUUGUUGAAGUUGCAACCAUGUCAGAAGGUCGAGUUGUGGAUCGUGCAAGUGCAUGGUGUGGUUCACUCGGUGUACCAUUCUUUCGUCUCAGUCCUCCAUUAUCAGCUGACGUGUGUCUUGAUUCCACUGAUGUUAAACAACUUUUACAAAUGGUUGUUGAAACUCAGGCCUACUUGCAUCGAGUUCGUGAUAGAAUUGAGCUCUUAGCCUCUUUGUUAUAA
Messenger RNA from Trichobilharzia regenti, 3297 nucleotides. The record is from the annotation of a GenBank genome assembly. Lineage: Eukaryota; Metazoa; Platyhelminthes; Trematoda; Strigeidida; Schistosomatidae.